Molecule: messenger RNA, 1175 nt
Organism: Periconia digitata
Lineage: Eukaryota; Fungi; Ascomycota; Dothideomycetes; Pleosporales; Periconiaceae
Source: the annotation of a GenBank genome assembly
UCUUCACUACUCAACAGUCAUCCGCCAGGCUACUUGUUCUGAAGUUCAGGGUUCCACUGCGUUAUGUGACAUUGGGAAACACAAUCUAUCCCCAUUACAAGGCGUUAUCGAACAUCAAACCACACACCAUGGGUCAUCGAGUCCCAGCAGAUACUGUCCUAAUUAUGGGAGCUGGCGUUGCUGGUCUGGUUCUAGCCCAAGGCCUUCGCCUUCGUUCCAUUCCAUUCCGGCUCUUUGAGCGACAUCCUCCGUCGCACCAAGCUCAAGGCCACCGAUUUCGUAUCUCAAGCGAGGCGCAGAUGGCUCUCGAGCGUGUUUUGCCUUCUCAGAUCCAGCGCAUUUUCGCAGAAACUGCGCCAAAGAGAAAUAAGUUCCAGCCGCAAUAUGUUUCUCAUGAUAUUCAUGACGACGGGGUCUUGGUGAGCUUUGCUGAUGGUUCCCAUGCGCGUGGACAGCUGCUAGUCGGUGCCGACGGAGUCAAAAGUCGGGUUCGAAAACAGCUACAGCCCACUCGGCAGCUACUGGAUCUAGAGCGCUGGAUCAUGUGGGGUCGUACACCCGUAACGGAAUCACUGAAAGAGAAUAUCCAAGAUGAUCUUCUCAGCUGGUCUAUGUGCAUUGAUCACGAAGCCAAUGUACAGACAGUAGUAGAGCCCAUAUUGUGGCCGGAAAAGAUAUCACAAGAAUCGGAUACUCGCGUGCCUGACUUCUCCGAUUAUGUGUAUUGGGUCAUGUGUACUGCACCACUCCAGUACGCUGACAGCAUGCCAAAGACAAUGGAAGAGAAGAAGCAGUUCUUGGAAAGAGCUGUACAGCACUGGCAUCCCUCUCUGCAACAUCUGCUCCGUGCGGCCUCACACGAAUCAUCUGCAUGCUCGCUGGUAUUGUCAAGUAAGCCAGAUAUAUGCCUGAGUAAUGGGAGAUCUGUCACACUUGUUGGAGAUGCUGCGCACGCAAUGAGCCCGAUGGGUGGCUCCGGCGCGGAUACUGCCAUCCGAAACGCUGCCGAUUUGGCGCAGACUAUUGCGCAAGAUGGCAUCACGACUUCAAGUAUAGCAGAUUUUGAAGUGAGAAUGGCACAGAGGGCGAAAGAGAAGAUCGAGCAUUCGUUUCGUGGUGGGCAGAAGUUUUGGCGUGGGAGAGAAUGGUAUACAUAUAACGGAAUCAACCUCUGA